AUGAACCAAUUCACUGGAACGCUGCCAAUUUCAUUGUCCAAUGCUUCAAGUCUCGAAUUAGUUGAUUUUAGCUCCAACAGUUUUCGUGGACAUGUGCCUUUGAAUCUAGGAAGUCUUUCGGGUCUCUACCUUUUCAAUAUAGAGAAAAAUCAGCUUGGAAGCAGAGAAGGUGAUGACCUGAGCUUCCUCACUUCACUGACCAACUGCACCAAUUUAAAAGUCCUAUCUGUUUAUUUUAAUAAUCUCUCUGGUGAGUUGCCCGGCUCCAUUGCUAAUCUCUCGACACAGCUAGAGAUUCUGUUUCUACGAGACAACGAGAUAUUUGGAACUAUUCCCCAAGGAAUUGAGAAUCUUGUCAGCUUGUAUGCUCUGCAUCUGGGAGAGAAUUCCAUGAAGGGUACUCUUCCAGAUGCUAUUGGGAAGCUUAACAAGUUGCAAGCCUUGAAUCUCCGUCGAAAUAAAUUUUCAGGGCAAAUCCCACCUUCAAUUGGCAACAUCACUCGAUUGAGUAUUCUCCUCUUGGAUGGAAAUGAUUUCCAUGGAAGCAUACCGUCGAGUUUUGGAAAUUGGGGAUUUUUGGAACAACCGUUCAUUUCUCAAAACAAAUUCAAUGGUACCAUACUCAAACAAGUUGGCGCAGUUAAAAUCAACAUAUCUGGUAACUCAUUCACUGGGAAUCUCCUGCUGGAAGUUGAUAACUUGGAAAAUAUUAGUGAAAUGGACGCCUCAGAGAACAAUCUAUCAGGUGAAAUUCCAGAUACGUUGGGAAAGUGUCAGAGCCUGGAGUUGCUUUAUAUGCAUGGCAACUUGCUUCAAGGAACCAUUCCAGAGUCUCUAAGGAAUUUAAAAGGCAUCGAAGAGUUAGAUCUUUCGCGAAAUAACUUGUCUGGGCAGAUUCCAAAGUAUUUGGAAGAAUUUCAUUUCUUACAAUAUUUGAAUUUGUCAUUCAAUAAUUUCGACGGUGAUGUGCCUAAAAGAGGAAUCUUUAGAAAUGCCAGCACAAUUUCAGUUGUCGGAAACAGCAAACUCUGUGGAGACUAUGGCUACAGUAACAAUAAAUGCUUCUGUUGA
Messenger RNA from Magnolia sinica, 1071 nucleotides. RefSeq names its product putative receptor-like protein kinase At3g47110. The record is from RefSeq and is a predicted model, not a curated record. Bases 1 to 1071 code for a protein of 356 amino acids. The transcript is spliced from 2 exons. Lineage: Eukaryota; Viridiplantae; Streptophyta; Magnoliopsida; Magnoliales; Magnoliaceae. Gene Ontology annotation, molecular function: protein binding.